Adineta ricciae is the source of this 924-nucleotide messenger RNA. The record is from the annotation of a GenBank genome assembly. Lineage: Eukaryota; Metazoa; Rotifera; Eurotatoria; Adinetida; Adinetidae.
AUGGUUAUGACCACAAUUAACGUGGAAAAUGAUGUACGACGUCGGUACAAUCGACGAGUAUUUUUUUGCAUUCGAAUUAAGGGAGCUGCCUUGUUACUUGGUUUUUGGGAUCUGUUGAUUCAUUCGGCAGCACUAUGUGCGUUGAUUUUCAUGUUUGGACGAACAUCGCAAUCGAUGCAUAUAGCUCCAUCAACUAAUAAGGAAGUGUCUCAUCAGCUACCCAUGGUGUUGGUUGAUCCUCACGAACAUCCAGUAGUACUUGAAAACAAGAACUUUCUUUCCAGUAAUAUUUUAUUGAACCGUAUUUUGGAGAAACGAGUGGAAAAUCACCCGGAACCACAGAUCAAUGCACGCAAUUUUUAUUCACAUUUGGAUUUUAUGACAUUUAAAUGGGCACAAUCGCUCAGUCAACAAGACAAAUGUGUGGUUUUCUUUGUGAUUUUUUCCGCAACAGUUCUCAUUUUAGCACACAUAUGUGGAAUUUUGACCAAUAAACCGUCAUAUAUCGUUCCAUAUUUCUUAAUCAAAGUAUUCAAUGUCAUCGUAUCCAUUCUGUCAAUGUUAGGUUUCUAUGCAUACUUACCUGACAUCACAGUUUGGCUUCGACUGCAACCCGAAUUUCCUUUCAAGCACUAUCUACUCGAACUCGAUGGUCAAACUCUUCAACUGGUCGUAUUUACUCUUCUUUUAUUCAUUAUUCUCGCUAAACUCUACAUUGCUGCUAUCGUCUGGUACUGUUAUGGAUAUAUAACAGCAUUAAACAUGGCACGCGCUAUCGGCACCAUCACUGCUCAUGGAGAUAGUCCACAACCAAUUCUUGGCGGAAUGUACUCACCACCUAAAUAUGAAGAAGCAAUUAAAGCGAAUCCUCAACAAGAAGAAGAUUACGCACCGCCUCCAUAUACACCUUUACUCUCAUCUUAA